Sphenostylis stenocarpa is the source of this 912-nucleotide messenger RNA. The record is from the annotation of a GenBank genome assembly. Lineage: Eukaryota; Viridiplantae; Streptophyta; Magnoliopsida; Fabales; Fabaceae.
AUGGAGUUCGAAGACCGCUUCAGACACCAGGCUCAGAGAUCAAAAUAUGAUUGCCUUCUUUUUGAUUUAGAUGAUACUUUGUAUCCCCUCAAAUCUGGUCUUGCAAAAGCAUGUCUCAAAAAUAUUAAAGACUACAUGGUUGAGAAGCUUGGCAUAGACCCAAGCAAAAUUGAUGACUUGUCCAACCUCCUUUACAAGAAUUAUGGAACAACUAUGGCUGGUCUAAGGGCAAUUGGAUAUGACUUUGACUAUGAUGAAUAUCAUAGUUUUGUUCAUGGGAGAUUACCUUAUGAGAACCUAAAACCAGACCCAGUUCUGAGGAACCUGUUGCUGAGCCUGCCCUAUAGGAAACUUAUCUUCACAAAUGCAGACAAAGUCCACGCGGCUAAGGCACUUAACAGGCUUGGAUUAGAAGACUGCUUCGAAGGAAUCAUAUGCUUUGAGACCCUUAAUCCCAUCCACAAGAGCACUGUUUCUGAUGAUGAAGAUGACAUUGAGUUUGUGGGUUCAAGGGCAACCAAUCCAACCACUAGUAGUAAUGGUCCAGGCACUUCUCAAAUCUUUGACAUCAUAGACCAUUUCGCUAAGCCAAAUCCCAGUCCAGUCUUGCCAAAGACACCAAUUAUUUGCAAACCAUCAGAAAAUGCCAUUGAAUUGGCCCUCAAGAUAGCCAACCUUAACCCUCAAAGAACUUUGUUCUUUGAGGACAGUACCCGUAACAUACAAGCUGGAAAACGUGUGGGCCUUCACACUGUGCUGGUUGGUACAUCCCAAAGAUGUAAGGGUGCAGAUUAUGCUUUGGAAAGCAUUCACAACCUUAGAGAAGCUGUGCCAGAACUAAGGGAGGCUGAUAUAAAAUCAGAAGUUGGAUACCCUGGAAAGCUAGCUGUGGAGACACCUGUCACAGCUUGA